This is a messenger RNA of Diorhabda carinulata, 8154 nucleotides long. RefSeq names its product AT-rich interactive domain-containing protein 5B-like. Gene Ontology annotation, biological process: regulation of transcription by RNA polymerase II. Lineage: Eukaryota; Metazoa; Arthropoda; Insecta; Coleoptera; Chrysomelidae. Gene Ontology annotation, cellular component: nucleus. The transcript is spliced from 8 exons. Gene Ontology annotation, molecular function: transcription cis-regulatory region binding. Bases 2185 to 5136 code for a protein of 983 amino acids. The record is from RefSeq and is a predicted model, not a curated record.
CAAUGUAUGAUGUGUUGCAUAACUUCUUAAUGUAUAUAGUGUUGCAUAACGUCUUAAUUAUAACCUUGGAACAUAGAUUACUAAUUUAUGUUCUGAGAUUAUGAUGUAUGCCUAACUUCUGACUGUAGGGUGUGUUGUCUACAUUCCCGAUGUAUGAUGUGUUGCAUAAUCUAGUCAGUAAAUAGUUUCUUGUGAAAAUGAACUAUGCUACGUCGUUGGAAAUUAAUAUUUCUGGAAUUAUUUCAGAAACGAUUAAUACUUUUCAAUCAAUAAUGAUCAUAAUAUAACACUCGACGAACUUAAAACAUUUUUAUUCCAAAAAAGAAUUGUGCGUCUUAGGAAAGUUAAUUUUUGUCUUUAAUGCGUCAAAAUUUAUUUACAAAUUUCGCGAAUAACAAAUAAAAUCAUAUAGUUAUACAAAUAUACCCGCUAACUGUAUCCAAAAGUACUUAAAAGCGAAAAAUAAUGUUUUGAUUCAAUUAUGUUUGAUAGCGCCAUCUUUAAAUUACUAGAAAUACCUUUAGGUAUAGUUAUAUUAAUCCAAACAUGCCCCCUAGCACCAUCUAGCAGCUGAUGAAACUACUUGUAGUAGAAAUCUGUUCUUUUAUGUAGAUAACGAUAAUUCAUACACCUUUAGUUUCGAAGAAUUUCCCAAGAGGGCACUUGAAACCACAAGAUGUGAACUUACCGGGUAUCUUCCGAAAGUAACAAUAGAAAUUGAUAUAACAAUUUGAACUGAAUGCUUUUAUAUAUUGUUCAUAAUUUAAUUAUUAAUUCUACAUUCUACGUUUUUUAUAAUAUAAAUGAGGUUAUGUUAUCUAUAGUUCUAAUUAAAAGACGUAACCAAGAAAGUAAAUUAGCUUUAAUAACAUUUUUUGUAGUUAUUUUAUCUAAUUUUGAUAAAAAAUUUUAAAAAUAUCUCAUAUUUUAGAUAUAAAGGGAUGGUGGAUGUUAAAUCGUUGCCAAAUCUACGUCGUAGGUACAGAAUAUAAUAUAUUUAAAAAAAAUUAUAAUAUUCAAAGUUUUAUUAAAUAAAUUGCAUAAUUUUUACAAAUAUUAGGAAAUUUUAUUUCAAUUAGUGAAAACAUUUGUAUUUAUAAUAAAAAACAUAGUUGCCCUUUGUUGCCUACUGUAAAGUGUAAAUAAACUCUGCUAUCUGUCAAUAGAUGGCGCCGUGUGUUAUAUAAUUUCAAUUAUAUAUUCAUUAAAAUAAAUUACUGAACAAUAUUAUGAAUAAAAAUUUUCUAAAAACUAUUUAAAAUAACUAAUUUAAUACAAUAACCAUAUAAAUUUUGAUAGAAAAAAACUUUUUUUGACAAUCCCUAGUGAAAAAAUAAAAUUUUAAUGAAAAGAAUGAUUAUCUUUUGAUAUUAUCCAAUUUUAUGGAUUUAUUUAAAAAUAUUCGAUUUCCACUGUAAAAAUUCAAUCAAUUUCCCUGUAUAUCAUUACCGACAAACAAAUUUAAAAUUAAUGAUUGGAUAACAAAUUAUAUAAUUACUUUAAAAACACUAAGUAGAUAGUGAAUAAAUUGUUAAGUGUUCGAUUAACUUUCACUUUAACCUGGUAUAAAUUUAAUUUUGUCCUAUCGGCAAAAACCUCAAGCAUUGUUUAUUUUAAAUACAUACCGAAUCCCCCUUCCUUUCACCGAUCGUUUUUAUACAAAAUAUUACAGAAUAAGUUUAACGUAAAUAUUUACCAACCUCCAACGUCUCCAGUUGGCAGCACUACUAAUACAACUUCCAGCACAGUUUCACUUUCGAGAAGUGCACCGUCCACAACAAAAUUUUUAACCUACUCGUUACCUCGUCAAUUUCUUUGUGAUACAUAUGAUACGAUACACGGAAAAAGCACCACACGUUUUCUAGUUCUCUAAAUACGUAACCGUUCCUUACAGUCAGUCAGUACGUUUUAAAACAUCGAUAAUAUUUGAAUAAUAUCGAUUAUUUAUUUCGUCGCAGUAUCCGGAAUCGUAUAAAGAUGAAAUUCAGAAGAACCAAAACUAAGGUUACACCUCCUCUCCCGAAAACUUAAAGCGCCAGCUUGGACGAACCAACGGCGGAAUAUUACGAUCGUUUACGAGUGUAGUUCUGUAUCGUGACGUCAUAUAAUUAGAGUAAAUACAAAGUAGAUGGCCGUGUCAGCGUGGUGUUUGUGAAUAGCUCUGUGAUUAAUUCUUAUAAAAAUAUGGGUAAUAGUGAUAAUAUACAGUUCGUCGGGGGACCUUGCGGUCAACACGGACCGUAUACAUUUUACAAAGCGUUUAAAUAUGUUAAAAACGGUAUAUGCCGAAUAGUGACAUUGAGUGAAUUUUUUUUUGUGAAAAUGUGGAGAGACAGUGACUUAUUGUGUAUAGGAGAAUUGCAAUUAUUAUGGUUAGAUAAAAAUAGUGAACAAGUAUUGGCUAGUUUGAGGUUAUAUUUCCUACCGGAAAAUACGCCGGAAGGACGUCUGGACCAUGGAGAGGACGAAGUUCUUGCGAUUACGGAAAAAGUAGUGAUAAGAGUAGAAGAUUUGAUAACAUUGAUAACGGUAGAAGCCGAAUGGACGUGGGGACGUUUGGCAAAAUCCGAACAAGACAUAAAACAAUCGGAUGAUAAUAGCGACGAGGAAAACGUUCCUCCAAGAAAACCGGCGGGAUUGAGUUUCACAAUAAACGACAGUUUGUUAGAUUAUGCAGACGUGGAAAACGAAAGAAAACAUUUGGAGAGCGAUGAAACGCUCAAAGAUCCCCACGUCGUCAUACUCAGUUUCCCCAAAUAUUGUCGAUACCGGGCCAUGAUGAAACGUCUCGAAGGCGUCGAAGACGUUUACCUAAGACAAAAAUUAGUAAACGCCUUGGGCGGUUUCUACGUCGUACACCCCAACACCAGGGUACUAUUCUGUAGAGACACUUUCGAUUAUCCCGAAUUAGAAGGACACGAACUACUCUGUAAUCACCUGGCCCCGAAACUCAAGGGGCGACCUCGCGGCAGACGGAAAAAACGUAGCGUCUCCCCGGGUUCGGAAAGCAACGAAUCCGAAUCAUCUAUUAGUACUAAUACCAAGGCUGAAACUAAAUUAAACGUCCACGAGGCUCCGGACACGGUUCCGAGACGCAGCACCAGGUGUCACGAGAAUAACGAAAACAAGGAAUUCGUGAGGAAACUCGGAGCCUUUAUGAAAUCGAAUCGCACGCCCAUUGGGAGGAUACCUUCGUUGGGCUACAAAGAACUGAAUCUGCACGAGUUCUUUAUAAGGGUGCAAAAAUUGGGUGGAUACGAUUGCGUGACGACGAAUCGGUUGUGGAAAUCGAUAUUCGACGAAAUGAGCGGUCACCAGAACAGCACCAGCGCCGCCACCAUCAUAAGGAGACAUUACGAAAGGUUUUUGUUGCCCUACGAGCGGCAUAAAAAGGGCGAGGAGUAUAAACCGCUGCCGGGUUCGGAAAGGAGGAGAUUGAAACAUAAAAGGGGAAGCGGCAGUUUGAGCGACGCCGAAUCUAGCAGCGACGGUUCUAUACCUUCGACGUCUAGGAAAUUGUCGGUUUCGGAAAGUUUGACGGAUACCAAGGAAAUAAUUAAACCGGAAGGAAAACCGUCAUCUUUGCGAAGCGUCCGCGUAAAACCGGAUAGACAAAAAGAUAAACAACUACAAAGCGAAAAAGACAACGUCAAUAAUAAUAACAACAACAACAACAACAACAACAACAACGAAAAAUGGCAACCAACGCCGAAAGUCCAAUCGGAAAAUUUAGACGAAACGAAAAUAGAGGAAAAACCGGAAGACACGACAAUGAAAACGGAAAUGUCUCCAUUAAAAACAGAAAACGAUACAGUAAAACAGGAAACGGACAUUGAAACCAAUCAAAACACGAACAAACCCGUGACGAUAUCGGUGAGGAUAGAAACCGAAAUGGUUCCGGUAAAACCAGAAGAUCCUCCAACAUCGAAAACAGAACAAAUCCCGUCUCCAACUACCACCACCUGCACCAAAACCGAAGAACUAGAAAAAAAAGAGAUAAAAAUAGAGAUGAUACCGGUUAAGAAAGAACCGAUAACCGAAACGGAAUCGCCGAUCGAAGGGAAAGAAAACGUCCCGGAAAUAACACCGUGCAGACAAAAAAUACAAGAAACCACAAACAAUUUCAUCCACGAAUUCAAAAAGAGAAAAUUGGACAUACUCAAAGAGGGAGGAUUGGAAGUGACGCCGGUGAGGACCGCCCAAAAAGACAAUAGACCAACGGUCAUCCAAACUCCGCCGGUACAACUGAUACCGAAAUCGGAAUCGAUGCCGCCGCCGACUACCCUACCUUUAAAAAGAAACCACGUCACCGUACCCCAAAUACAUUCGACCCCGAUCAAAAAAAUCCCCUACAACUUCCCUAACGGCACCACCCCGCCCAAAGUCCUCCAAUCCAAAUCGAUUUACACCUAUUCGGAAAAAACGAUCUACGGCAACCCCAAAGAUAUAUUGAACCCCAUAGCGCACGCCCCCAAAUUCGUCGAAAGACAACCGGGAGGCGAUCCGGUGGAUCUAUCGGUGAACAGCCCCCAGAAACCGAUAGUGGAAAUAAUGCGGAUACCGCAAACUUCGACGACGAACAACACCCCUUUCAACAGAGACACGGUCACCAAAAAUUUAUACAAAACUAAUUCCAUAGUGGACGGUAGACGGUUGGGCCCCAAUUUGGAAAUAACUUUGGUCGGACCGAAUAAUUACGGGAGAACGAACGCGGCGCAAAAACGCUUCUCCAACGAUCCCUACGCCCUAAGGAACGAAGAAAACGGCAAAAAUCGAUCGAAAUCGAACGCCAAACCGGCGACUAGCACCAGAGCCCCCUCGCAGCAACAACAACAACAACAAAAUUCGAAACAGUUCCCGAACCAGUUGCCCGGUUUUCAGCCUUAUUUGACGCAACUGUACGAACAGGCUAGUAAAAGUAUACCGCCGCCGUAUUUGCCUUUUAUCGAUCCCGCUAUGUAUUAUACGGCCGCUAUGCAGAAUUUGUAUUCGAAUAAUAGUUUGAAUUCGGCGCCCAUUUUGCCGAUGCCUACGCCGGAACAGCUCAAAUUGUACGCGGAAUUGAUGGCGACGCACGGUAGGAUGCAGUAUCCUUUUCAGAUGCCGCAGGAUAUUAGCAAAUUGAAAAAACAAUAAUCGCGAUAUUUGUGUACCGGUCCGGUCCGUUUUCGUAUUUGGAAUUUUCAAUUGAAUCGAAUCGUUUUUUUUUUAAUUUGUUUCCGCUAGUUUUUGAAUCGCUUGAAUUUUUCUCGUGUUUCCUGUCGUAAUUUUUGGUGCUUGUCGAUGAACCACGUAAUUUCCCGAUACCAGAAUAAAUUUAAUAUAGUCCGUUCCUGUGACAACAUUUUUUAUUUACGAAAUAAUGAACCAAACAACUUUUUAUGCAAUCACCAAAAUCCAAACUUAAAUAAUUAUUUUCGAUAACAAAAUGAAAAUAUUAUAGUCCGUUCGUACUUUAGAGAUUCGUACAAGAAAAAACGAAUAUUAUAGUCCGUUCAUACUUGAUUUGGAUUUGAAUAGCUUUGUAGAAAUUUUUUUUAUUCCGUUAUUUUUCAUAUAUAAAAAUUGUCUUUUCCAAAAUUUGGAUCAUUUGAAUCGUUUAAAUAUUUUUUUCCAAUCGUUUUUUUUGUUAUUUCACUUUAUUUUUUUACAGAAUUCUUUUAUUUACGAAAUAAUGAACCAAACAACUUUUUAUGCAAUGCCCCAAAUCCUAACUUGAAUAAUUAUUUUCGUCAACAAAAUGAAAAUAUUAUAGUCCGUUCGUACUUUAGAGAUUCGUACAAGAAAAAACGAAUAUUAUAGUCCGUUCAUACUUGAUUUGGAUUUGAAUAGCUUUGUAGAAAUUUUUUUUAUUUCGUUAUUUUUCAUAUAUAAAAAUUGUCUUUUCCAAAAUUUGGAUUAUUUGAAUCGUUUAAAUAUUUUUUUCCAAUCGUUUUUUUUGUUAUUUCACUUUAUUUUUUUACAGAAUUCUUUUAUUUACGAAAUAAUGAACCAAACAACUUUUUAUGCAAUGCCCCAAAUCCUAACUUAAAUAAUUAUUUUCGAUAACAAAAUGAAAAUAUUAUAGUCCGUUCGUACUUUAGAGAUUCGAACAAGAAAAAACGAAUAUUAUAGUCCGUUCACACUUGAUUUGGAUUUGAAUAGCUUUGUAGAAAUUUUUUUUAUUUCGUUAUUUUUCAUAUAUAAAAAUUGUCUUUUCCAAAAUUUGGAUUAUUUGAAUCGUUUAAAUAUUUUUUUCCAAUCGUUUUUUUUGUUAUUUCACUUUAUUUUUUUACAGAAUUCUUUUAUUUACGAAAUAAUGAACCAAACAACUUUUUAUGCAAUGCCCCAAAUCCUAACUUGAAUAAUUAUUUUCGUCAACAAAAUGAAAAUAUUAUAGUCCCUUCGUACUUUAGAGAUUCGUACAAGAAAAAACGAAUAUUAUAGUCCGUUCAUACUUCAAAAUUCCUAGGAUGUACAAUAAUGAACCAAAAAAUUUUUUGGCACUUUUCCAUUUUUACGAUUAUACACUUGAACGUACGUCACAAGUAAAAAAAUAUAGUCCAUUCAUACUUUUUUCUUUUUCUAGAUUUGGAUCACUAGAAUCGUUUACUAUUUUUCGAGUCUUCGUUUUUUGUUGUUUCCCCUUAUUUCCAUUACAGCAUUUUUCAGCUACAGUGUAAUGGAUGAAACAUUUUUCAUAUUUACGACCAUAAAUCCAAAUGCACACUAAAAAUAAUAUAGUCCAUUCAUACUUAUCGAUUCGUUUAUUCAAAUUUUCGAGAUAUUACAAGUUAUGUGGUUCAAAAAAACUCAAAAUCGAUGGAACGAGAGAUGUUGGAAUAAUUUUGAAAAAAAAACACUUUUAGGUUAUGUUUACUCGAACUCAAAAUUACAUUUUAUGCACCCACCGAAAACUAUUCAAAAAAAUGUCGAAAUGGACUGCAAUUGUUAUUUAAAUAAGUAAUUUUUUUUUAUAAAUAUAUAUAUGAAUAUGGUGUUUACAUCAUAUUAUAAUUGUAAAUUUUUGUAAAAUAUCAAACAGAUAAAUAUAUAUUUCUAACUUAAUGAAAUGAGAAUGUUGAGCCGAUUUAUAGCCUAACGUAAAAAAAAAAGAAAACAAAAACAAUACUACUCUAAAAAUUGUUUUCAGUCCUCAAAAGUAACUUAGUACCACAAAAUGUCCUAAAAAACUUUUAAUUGACCAUCAUUUUCGCCUCCACGUCAAUUAUUAUGAACCAAACAACCAAUUUUUGCUUGUAGACAGCAUUAAUACGAGGGGUAUACUCAAAUUACUUCUCAUCGAUACAUGUAUGUUUAAAUUACUUCCUAUAUUAAUUGCUGAAUUUAGAAUUUUGAAAAAUUAAUUAAAUUUCAAAAUUUUACUUAUAAAAUCUUUUUUCAGUUAUAAAUUCCACAUCCACAGCCAUUAUCAUGAACCAAAUAACAAUUUUUUACUUCAUAUCUGUAGAUAACGAUACAAAUCGGUAAUACGAGGGUCGUUGAUUGAAAUAUACAACAUUUAAACACCUAAAUCCUGUAUUUUUUCUACGACCAGUUCAUCGAAAUUUUAAUUUGUAAGAAUAUUAUCGAUUUCUUGGUUUUUUUUAACAUUCUCGUAUCAUUUCCUCAGAAUCAAAUUGUAAAUGUUGUUUAUUACGUGUCUUUUUUUUUCAUAUAUUGAAAAUUAUAAGUGUUGAAAGGUCAGUUUGUAAAUAUAAAGGCCAGAAUUUAAAAUUAGUGUCUGUGAUUUUAUUAUAAAUAAUACGAAACUAGAUUUUGUAUAUAUACAGUAAAAAAAAUGAGCGAUCGUUUUUCCAGUAUAUCCAAAAAUUAUCAGCAUCACAAAAAGUACAUCUUUAUAUCGUACUUCCCUCGUAUUUGAUCAAAAAAUGUUUUCGUAAUCACUUAUAGCACAUCACAACGUUGCCAAAUUUAAAAAAAAAUAUAUGUAAACUUUGAAAAAAAAUGAGGUUAUGUUUGGUAUUGAAUUUUGCUUUAGGUGAUGUUUGAUGUUGAAAAUCUUCUGGGAAAAUGAUCGAUUUUCUAUUUUCUCGAGUUAGUCAAUUACUUUUAAGGUUUUUUAAAUGUAUAUAGUGUUAAAUUUUCUAAUUAAGCAUUGGUUUACUUUGUUGAUAUACCUCCACUGCAAAUAUAAACAAUUAUUACAUUGUA